UGAAUUGGUUGCUUGUUUCUGUUAAUGGACAACUCAGCAUUUGAAAUGCAUGAAGAUGCCAUGCAGAAUACUUUGCCUGCGGGGAAGAUGAACACCAUCUUCAGAAUGGAAAAGAAGAGGCAGUGGUCAUUGAUGAACAUUUUCCUGGUAUGUCUCUUGGCCUGUACCAUCACCACCGCAGUAGGAGUACUGAUACUUUCCUUGGUUUAUACUCAGAACUCUCAGCCACAUUCAGAAGUUCAUUUAGGACUCGAAGCCUGGCCUCUGCAAACAACUCCUAUAGUGCAAAAGGCUGUGGAUCCAAAAUUCCAGUUUCUUAACCAUUUACCUAAGUCCAAGGUGUUUGAAUUCCCCGGUGGUGCAAUCCAGUGGGCCCGGUAUAGGAACGAUGUCAAAGACUAUCUCAGCAUCGAAGAAGAGGCUUUUGGCAGCAGCUUGAACAGUCAGAGAUCACACAUGACUCUGGGGACCCUGAGGAUAAAAAGCAAUGGCCUCCGGGCCCCUCACUGGCACUUCAAUGCUAACGAACACGGCUAUCUUGCACAGGGGACAGCAUGGAUCGGGGUGGUUGACGAUGGUGGUGUAGUUACCACGUACAAUGUUACAGCUGGCCAAGUGAUCUUCUUCCCUCAGAAUACUCUGCACUGGAUAAAGAAUGUGGGGGAUGAAGACUGCUUUUUCUUGCUCUUCUUUUCCACACAUGAUGAACUUCAGACCCUGGAUGUUGAUGAUGUGUUUUUUUCGAUGCCUGAAGACAUUGCUUCCAGGUCACUUAAGCCUGAAGGUGGAAUUAAUUUCAUUAGAACAUUCCAUAAGCAAAAAGAGGAUCAGGGGGUCAACCUUCCUCCCAACUUGGCAGAACUGGUUAUAAAUCCUAGUUAUGUCCAGUCUCCAGAUAGUCUUGUGUGGAAAUAUUUUUAUGACCUUAAAGGCUCAAAAGAAUAUAGAUUUCCAGGAGGAAUAAUACAACUGGCACAAUACUGGAAAAAUGCAAGUGAACUAAGCAGCCAUGAACAAAUUUUUAGUGAAUUCCUGAAUCAGCAUCAAAAUGCCCUCACUUUGAGUACACUCAGAAUUUAUAACAAUGGAUUACGACAGCCACAUUUUCAUUUUAAUGCAAAUGAAAUGGGAUAUGUAAUAAGUGGAUGUGCUAAGGUUGGCGUUAUUAACACUCAGGGUAUCACAGAGUUUAAUGUUCACAUUGGAGAUGUGGUAUUUUUCCCCAUGGGAACUCAGCAUUACAUUAAGAGCACAUGUGAUGAGGAUUUGCUUCUUAUUCUUGCCUUCAGCACUGGAGACCAGUUGCAAACCCUUGACAUGGACGAUUAUCUCCAGGCCACAGCAGACCACAUCCUGGCCCAGCUUUUUUUCAAGAAGCAAAGUGAGUUUAAGAAGAUCCCCAAAUUUGAGGAGGACCAGGCAAUCAACCUGCCUUAGAUUUGCUGAUGAGUUCAUAUCUAUCCUUCCUUCUUCAUUUGUUAUUGUUGUUUUUAAAGGACCACUUUGCUAAUGAACCUAGAGCUCUGUACAGAGUAGAAAUGGAAAAGCAGGUGCAAAACAGCCCUGUGGGCUAAUUUAGCUUAGUGAUUAUAGGCUGUGUAUGCUAAGGGUGCAUUUCAGUAUACUCUGCAUAGAUUGGCAGAUCUAUGGAGAAGAUCCUAAAUAAAUCUAUUUUUUUAUGGAUUUUUGUAUGUGUGUAUAUAUUUAUUUAUUUUCCUUGUGUUACUUAAUUUUAUUACUCUAAAUGAAAAUCCAUUUUUUUAUGCCUAUCAGUAAAUCGUACUACACUGCAUGUAUUUUUGUCAUUCAUCACUGUGAAAGGAAGUCAGCCUGUGUAUGUAUAUAUUGAGGUGCUGGAACCCAGGUACCUCAAACUUUGUCUGGAGAGUUCUGUAUAGAGCCCAACGCUGGUGAUUCCUAACCCUUCUGUUGGUUUGAAGAUACUUUUUAUAAUGGCAAAAUUUUCAAGGGCUCACUCAUUUGGUUGUAUACUUACUGCAUAUUAGCCAAGAAAAUAUUCAGUGAUAAAGUAAUAAUGAGUUCAGUACCUUCUUUAAAUAUAUUGGAUUUCAUUAAUCACAUCAUCAACUAUUUACAUCUGAGGAGUAGUCAUCCCUAUAUUUGAGAAGCAUGUGGUUUAUUUAGUCCAUCGGCCAUGCUGGCUAUGUGUGUGGAUUCAAGAACCAUUUGUCAUCACUUGGAAGCUGGUGGUCUCUAAGUUGGGGGUCAUUGUCUUAAGUGGAAAAGAAUUUGUUCAGAUCUAACCUGUGCUGGUUUUUGUUUACAAUUUAUUUUAGCAGGUAUUUAGUCCCUGCAUUGUGCUUGGGUACAGCCAUUAGUUCUGGGCUACCCUAUAUAAAAUUCUCAAGUCAAUAUAGCUGAUUUUUAAUGCUUUUGAACAUCACCCACCUUCAAAUAUUCCCUUGAUACCUAAUGGGAUUUUUAGAUAUUUUAAGAUAUUUGUUCCCAGACUAAAAAGAAUAUAUAUGUUCCUUUUUGUCUCUGUUUUUAUUUCUCUAUCUUUCUGUCUGUCUGGAUUGCUAGUUCUGUUGACUACAAGUACAGAAUUCAGUGAGAAUCAGAAAUGGCUCACUUUUAGCAUGAGGAAGUAGCCAUCUACAUAAAGUACCUAAUCAGAUAACAAAAGGCCUGUUAUCGCUUAGAACUACUGUGUAUUACCUUAUUGCGCUUUACUGGGUGAUCCAGCCAAGAUCAAAGCGUGGUAACAAUGGGAGGUUUGUGAUGGCGAUGUUGUCUUGAAAAGACUUUAUAGAGAAUGGGUCUCCAGCCAGGUGGAGGAACAUGGUUGAGAAGAUUCAGGGAACAGCAUCAGGUAUUAGGUAUAUGGAAGAAGGAUGUCCAGAUAGAGAGGAAAUAGUCAGAAAGGUAAACAGCAAUGUGUGUAGACAGAUUUUAUCUGCAAAUUUUGUUUUACUUUAGGAACUUUUUUUAUAUACUAUAAACCAGCUCAUAAUCCAUUUUCCUAUGUCAGGAAGUAUUAUUUAAUAAAGAUUUUAUGCAUCUUUGUGUAUUCUUUUGUCAUUGUAAUUUUGAAUGAAAUGUUCUUUAUGGAUUUAUGUAUUUGAAGCAUUUUUGGAUUCCCUGUAUGCAUCCUUGAAAUGUGACUUAGGAAUCUAGUCCACUAUGUAUUUAAAAAAGAAAAAUCUUAAAAAUAAAGAUAAUGUAAUGAGACAAUUCA
Messenger RNA from Felis catus (domestic cat), 3199 nucleotides. RefSeq names its product cupin superfamily member 1 (gene CUPIN1). Gene Ontology annotation, cellular component: Golgi apparatus; plasma membrane. The record is from RefSeq and is marked provisional. Gene Ontology annotation, biological process: activation of protein kinase B activity. NCBI's taxonomy places the organism in Eukaryota, Metazoa, Chordata, Mammalia, Carnivora, Felidae.